AUGGAUAGAGAAAUUGAAAAUCAGAGAAAAGAACUCGAAGGAUUAGAAAGAGACAGGGAACGAUUAGAGUUGAAUCGGUUAGAAAGAGAAGAAACUCUUAGAAAAGAAAAAGAUAGGAUAGAAAAAGAAAGAGCAGAAAGAGCAAGAAUAAAUCGCGAAAAAUUGAGAAUAGAAAUAGAAAGACAAGAUAAAGAAAACGCGAAAAUUAGUGUUAAAACGUUCGGAAUUAAAUCUUUUAUGGAAAAUAAUAUUGAAUUUUGGAGUGAGAGACGACUAUUUGAAAAUACUCCGCAAAUACCAGCGCUUUUAUAUCACGCGGAAGAAAAUAAAAAUAAAUCUGAAAAUAAGAAAGAUGAGAAAGGACAGAAAAAUCAUGAUGCAAUUUCAGGAUAUAAAAAAAGUAGGGAUAAUAAAAAAGGAGAAACAAGUCCAAGUGCACAGGAUUUCGUUGAUCCAAAUUUAGGAAACCAAAUUAUGGAAGCAUUACAAAAGUUAUUAAAAAAGGAAGUAAAGUGGGAAUGGUUUGACAAACAGGAACAGGCUUUCACGACAAUUAAACACUUACUAAUGACAGCACCAAUUUUAGCCAGCCCUGAUUUUGGAAGCCGAUUCCAACUUGAAACUGAUGCCAGUGACAUAGGAUUAGGAGCUGUUUUAACGCAAACAAUAAACGGCGAAAAUUAUGUAAUAGCAUUUGCGAGUAGAGGUCGAUUAGCAAGAUGGGCUUUAGAAUUGUUAGAAUACGAUUAUGAAAUUGUAUAUAGAAAAGGAAGUUUAAAUCAAGUACAGAUGCUUUAUCAAGGUCAAAUAAAAAUGGACCCAAGUUGGAUCCUUAAGUCUAAAGAUUGCCUUCUAAGUUUGGUGGGAGAAGAAUUGUUAACCCACUCUUGUAAAAAAUGGUUGAUCUUCUUCAACCACCAACAACAGAGACAACAGAGGGGAAAAUGUACGGAAAAUGGACUGCCAACGAUGCAAGAAAUUAUAAAAGGAUUAAAGGAGAAAAAACAAAAGGCAAGAAAGAUAUGGGAAGGAGACGGCAAGAAAAAGAAAAGAAGAAAAUCUACAGACAGAGAGAUUAAGCAGAAAGGUAGAACGGGAGAAGAAAGUAAUAAGAAGAAAGGAAUUAAAAAAAAAGCUCUGAAGAAGGCCGAAGAGAACAAACAACUCUUUAUACACAUCACAGAGAUAACUUAUAAGAAGAUGAUGGAAGAAAUAAAGGUGUGGCAGUGCAGGCAUUGCGAUACGUACUGUGGACAGAUGUCGAACAGGACAAAAAACCACCACACUGUUCCUGAUUCGACAAGGACUAAAUACAUAAAAGGAGGCUGGGCAGAGGCAAACCAAAAGUUCAAGGAAAUGAUAAAAAUUUUUCUAAGGAAGGAGGAAUGGACAGAACUUAAAAACAGACAAACAACACAAAAAAUACAAGACAAGAAAAACAAUGAAGAAGAUGACGAUUACAUUCAUCUGAAUCUGACAGAGGAAGAAUCUUGCCUGACACUCAACAACGAAAUCGAGAAAACUGAAGAAUUACUGAAAUAA
Molecule: messenger RNA, 1542 nt
Organism: Belonocnema kinseyi
Lineage: Eukaryota; Metazoa; Arthropoda; Insecta; Hymenoptera; Cynipidae
Exons: 7
Coding region: 1-1542 (513 amino acids)
Source: RefSeq, a predicted model, not a curated record